Molecule: messenger RNA, 957 nt
Organism: Photinus pyralis (common eastern firefly)
Lineage: Eukaryota; Metazoa; Arthropoda; Insecta; Coleoptera; Lampyridae
Exons: 2
Coding region: 170-910 (246 amino acids)
Source: RefSeq, a predicted model, not a curated record
UUUUACAGUCUUGUAAUGACGUCAUUUUUGUCUAUCCUUGUUUAACUAAUGUAAAAUGACAAUGACAAAAAAUUUUGCCGAAAUGUUGUUGUCGUGGCUAAAUUUUACCUGAAAUGCUUGUCAAGUGAUUGUCAGUUUUGAAGUUUUGAAAACGCCAAAGCGUCAAAACAUGCCGCCAAAAAACCCUCAUCGAUUUAACGAACAAACACAGUUAAUAAUUCUAAAUGUGUUGGCUUUCUUUCAAAUUGAACAGGAACAAGUUCGGAAUGGCAUACCACUAGACAUCAACAAUGUUAUACAGCGAACUGCACAAGCAACGAAAGUCAGCCCAACAACCAUUUCAAAUUUGAGAAAAAAUGGUGUAAAAUCCGACAAAGAUUACGCAUCUAAUGUCUCUACCAAGCAAAAGAUUAACAAGACGAAAAUCACAGAAUAUUUGAAGAAUAAAAUUCGGGAUACAAUCUAUUAUAUGUACUCCCAAAAGGAAUAUGUUACACUGGCAACUAUUAGACAAAAAUUUCUGGAGCAAAACGAAUAUUUUCAAUUUUCCAUUGAUUCAUUGAGAAAGUGGAUCAAAAGUAUGGGUUUUAAAUGGAAGAAGUCCAAUGACAGAAAAUAUCUUAUGGAUUUACCGGAUAUUGUCCACAAACGAAUAAAAUUCUUAAGGGAGUACAUUGAAAACAAAAAUUUGGGACAUGAGGGUUAUACUCCGGUUUUUAUGGAUGAAACCUGGAUAUUUAGUAAGGGAUCAUUUCGAAACAGCUGGCAAGAUGAUACUAAGCACACGGAAUCAAUUAAACCCAAUGAAGGUCAUCGAUACAUUAUUGUCCACGCUGGGACGAACGAUGGCUUUAUUGGUGGGGCAAGUUUGAUUUUUAAAAGUGGAAAAAAAAACAGGGGACUAUCAUGAUAAUAUGAACAGGGGUAAUUUUGAAAAUUGGUUCAAGACUCAACUGG